Molecule: messenger RNA, 669 nt
Organism: Penicillium mononematosum
Lineage: Eukaryota; Fungi; Ascomycota; Eurotiomycetes; Eurotiales; Aspergillaceae
Product: Hemopexin/matrixin
Exons: 1
Coding region: 1-669 (222 amino acids)
Source: RefSeq, a predicted model, not a curated record
AUGGUCGACGCCGUCCUCCCUAUCGCCAACUUCAAAGAAGGCAAAAGUUUCUAUGUCUGGUCCGGCACGAAGUAUGCUAGAUGCCAAUUUCAUGGCCAAGGAGAGCAGAUCAUGUCUGGUCCAUAUGACACCCGGUCCAGGUGGAACAGCUUCCAAAAGGCAGGCUGGGGUGCAGUGGAUGCUGUCAUUCCAUCACCUAGCGAACAGAAUAUCUUUUACGUCUUCCACGGAGCGCAUUAUAUGCGAACCGCAAUUUACCCCGAAGAUGACCUUAAAGACGCUGCCCCCUAUGGUGCUGUCGCUACUGCAGCGGAGUGGAAAGGUCUAGUGGAUGCCGGAUUCGAAACUGUGGAUGCAGGUUGUCCUGAUCCGAUAGACAAGGACAACCUGUUUUUCUUUUCGGGCACAAAGACUUUGAAGUACAAAAUGUCGCAAGACAAGGUUAUCUGGGGGCCUAUGUCCAUCGCUGAGGGCUGGCCUUCCAUCAAGGAAGCUGGCUUCGACACGAUCGAUGCAAUUUUCACCAUGCACACGGACAACGACAUCUUUUACGUUUUCUGUGGUGAUCAGUAUGCAACGCUGAAGUGGGACGGAACUACAUGGGCUACAUUGGACUCUGGCCCAAAGCUCAUCAAAGAGAACUGGCCAUCAUUGAAGGAAUGGGUUUAA